CAGAGACAUGUCGAGGUUUGUCUGCACCCUACUUCUGUCUUUACUGCUUGAUGUCCUCGUCGUUUUUGCAACGACAGAUGACCUGAAUGGCGAAGUCAAGAUCGAGGUGCUGUUCAUGCCUCAGGAGUGCACGCAGAAGAGCAAGAGGGGGGAUCUGAUGAACGUUCACUAUGAUGGCUACCUGGCCAAAGAUGGUACCCAGUUCUACUGCAGUCGAUCGGACAAAACAGGACAUCCUCAGUGGUUUGUGCUGGGUGUUGGACAAGUCAUCAAAGGCCUUGAUAUAGGCAUGGCUGACAUGUGUCCUGGAGAGAGACGAAAAAUCACAGUCCCACCUGGCCUAGCGUUUGGAGAAAAUGGCAAAGACCCAGUCCCUCCCAAUGCCACUGUCAUCUUUGAGGUGGAGCUCUUCUCUGUAUCGCGGGGCCCACGCAGCUUGGAGGCAUUCAAGGAAAUAGAUGUGGAUAAAGACAGACGUCUCACAAAGGCUGAGGUGAAACAAUACUUGAAAGCGGAGUUUGAAAAACGCGGGGAACCACGUGAUGAGCCUGUCUACGAGAAGAUUAUGGCGGAUAUAUUCCACAAGAACGACCAUGAUAAAGACGGGCUGAUAUCUCCAAAGGAGUAUAAUAUUUAUGAGCAUGAUGAGCUCUAGUCUCAGAGGGAGAUAGGUGCCCUCUCUUUUUUGUAGUUUGUUUACUUAAUUCAGUCAGAGAGCAAACCUGAAGAAGUGAAGAAAAUAG
Molecule: messenger RNA, 743 nt
Organism: Myripristis murdjan (pinecone soldierfish)
Lineage: Eukaryota; Metazoa; Chordata; Actinopteri; Holocentriformes; Holocentridae
Gene: fkbp7
Product: FKBP prolyl isomerase 7
Exons: 4
Coding region: 8-655 (215 amino acids)
Molecular function (GO): calcium ion binding; peptidyl-prolyl cis-trans isomerase activity
Source: RefSeq, a predicted model, not a curated record